GUGGAUUCGUUCCUGGCAACGGCAAAGCCCCCAAGCACAGAACCCCCGUAGUCUUCAUGGUGACCAACAGCUGUCCAAUCAACGAGAACAGAGUUUGGUGUGGCCAGAGCGGAAAGCCUGGAACAAACAGAGUCAACGACCACGGCUACGAGGCUCAUUUCGACCUGCAGAACAACAAAGGUCAAGUUCUCAACGGUCUGGGCUGGGACAACGCCGAGGUCACUCUCCCCGCAGCCUGUGCCGUGGCAGAGCAGAAAUGUCACAGGAACAGCCAAGGCGUGAGGGUAUACAACGGCAAGAAGUGUGCCAGCACCACGAGGUAUAACGACGGGCACAGAGGAUCGUGUGGCUGCGGGCCUUCCAACAGUGACACUCCUUUCGACUGGAACUUGUCCAAAUACGUGACCGCCCCCAACCAGAUGUACUACGACAACGGCGGAUAUAGUUCUUGGUGUGGCAGGAAUUGUGGGAAAUGUGUCAAGCUUACUCCCACCG
Aplysia californica (California sea hare) is the source of this 495-nucleotide messenger RNA. RefSeq names its product endoglucanase-like. Lineage: Eukaryota; Metazoa; Mollusca; Gastropoda; Aplysiida; Aplysiidae. The annotation marks the transcript as partial. The record is from RefSeq and is a predicted model, not a curated record. The transcript has 4 exons.